Fimicolochytrium jonesii is the source of this 1508-nucleotide messenger RNA. RefSeq names its product 26S protease subunit. The transcript is spliced from 3 exons. Gene Ontology annotation, biological process: proteasome-mediated ubiquitin-dependent protein catabolic process. Bases 120 to 1310 code for a protein of 396 amino acids. Gene Ontology annotation, cellular component: proteasome regulatory particle, base subcomplex. NCBI's taxonomy places the organism in Eukaryota, Fungi, Chytridiomycota, Chytridiomycetes, Spizellomycetales, Powellomycetaceae. Gene Ontology annotation, molecular function: proteasome-activating activity; ATP hydrolysis activity; ATP binding. The record is from RefSeq and is a predicted model, not a curated record.
CGCUUGCUCGAAAGCUUUCGCCUCUAGGAGCACCCCACGAAAGACUCAUCACUCUCAACCCCACCGGAUUCCCGGUUCUGCACUCUUUCAUCCACAUAAAUCAGUGACAAAUCGCAAAGAUGGUCAAGUCAUCAGAGGGCAUAAAGUCCUAUUACAAAAACAAGAUCGAGGAGCUGGAAACGAAGGCUUCUCAUAUGAGCCAAAAUCUACGCCGUCUCGAAGCGCAGCGUAACCAGUUGAACACAAAAGUCCGUCUUCUACGCGAGGAACUUCAACUUCUGCAAGAACCCGGUUCCUAUGUUGGCGAAGUCGUCAAGCUCAUGGGCAAAACGAAAAUCCUCGUCAAAGUGCAGCCGGAAGGAAAAUACGUUGUAGACAUCAAUCCCUCGAUCGACAUUGCAGAGCUGACCCCAACCGUGCGUGUGGCUUUGAGGCAUGAUAGUUACCAACUGCACAAGAUCCUGCCAAACAAGGUGGAUCCUCUGGUCAGUCUGAUGAUGGUGGAGAAGGUGCCCGACUCGACGUACGAGAUGAUUGGAGGUCUCGAGAACCAGAUCAAAGAGAUUAAGGAGGUCAUCGAGCUUCCCGUGAAACACCCAGAGCUCUUCGACGCGCUCGGUAUUGCACAGCCCAAAGGAGUGCUACUGUACGGGCCUCCAGGGACGGGCAAGACUCUCCUCGCGAGAGCCGUAGCCCACCACACCGACUGUCGAUUUAUCCGAGUCAGCGGUUCCGAAUUGGUGCAAAAGUACAUUGGAGAAGGAAGUCGAAUGGUGCGUGAGCUCUUCGUGAUGGCUCGCGAGCACGCUCCGUCCAUCAUCUUCAUGGACGAAAUCGAUUCCAUCGGAUCUAGCCGUAUCGAGGGCGGAGGCAGCGGCGGAGGCGACUCGGAAGUGCAGCGCACGAUGUUGGAACUGCUGAAUCAGCUUGACGGUUUCGAAGCCACCCAAAGCAUCAAAGUUAUCAUGGCCACCAACCGUAUCGAUAUCCUUGACUCAGCCCUCCUCCGACCCGGCCGUAUCGACAGGAAGAUUGAGUUCCCGCCACCGAACGAAGCGGCGCGAACGGACAUUCUGAAGAUCCACAGCAGGAAAAUGAACAUGACGCGAGGCAUCAACCUGCGGAAGAUUGCUGAGAAGACGGGUGGGGCGAGCGGUGCGGAGGUUAAGGGUAUAUGUACGGAAGCGGGAAUGUACGCUCUUCGUGAGAGGAGGGUGCACGUCACACAGGAGGACUUUGAAAUGGCUGUUGCAAAGGUCCUGAAGAAGGACUCGGAGCAGAACAUGAGUAUCAAGAAGCUGUUCAAGUGAUCCAUGCUACGCCUAGAUGCACAAUGGCUACGCGGCCUAGUUCUCCUAGUGUAUUGCUGCGGCAAGCUUCACCCCGCUGUCUUGUUGAUCAGAAUAAACAUGAAUUGCUGUAUCCUGCUCAAUUUCCCGUUUUCGACGCAUGGCAUAUGCGGCGUGCCCGUCUCGUUAUGCCCUUCAUUUGGAUCAGUUGAACAGGAU